Molecule: messenger RNA, 2411 nt
Organism: Zootermopsis nevadensis
Lineage: Eukaryota; Metazoa; Arthropoda; Insecta; Blattodea; Termopsidae
Source: RefSeq, a predicted model, not a curated record
UAUAUGCACCUUUUUUGCUCGAAAACACGUUGACCAACAAAACUCCUUAAGCAAUGGUAUCUCAUAUUGGCUCUAAUUUUCAAGUAAUGACAAUUCUGCACUGAUUAUAUUUCAAGAUAUCACAGACAAUACCAGCUAAAAUUGUUAACCCGUGGAAUACAUUAUUGGGAUGCAAUGCAAUAGAUGGAGCUGCUGUAAUUUGUGUGUGACAAUCCCUAGUAUUCCUUGACACGUUGACGGGAAUAACAUCCUUAAGUAACAAAAGUUUAUGUGUUUGAAUUAGAGUUGUGUUUAUGAGAAAUUAAUGUCGUGUGAUGAUAGUAGUGAAUGUGGUGAACACAUCAUAUAAGCUAUAUGCUUGUGUGACAGACGUCACCGAAUCGACCUUCAGUACUGUGUGUUUAGUAAUAUUAAUAAUUAGCAGAUAAUUCUCCAUGUGUUCGGUGGCCAUUAAAGAUUUUUAUUUUGGUAUAAUUGAUACAUGUUUUUUUACACGGGUUUACAACUUUGCAGUAGAACUGCAUACAAAUUUCAGGUUUAAAGGUUAUGACAACACAGCAGUCAAGAUUUGUAAUACCAAAGUGUGCACGUUUUAGAUGAUGGCACAACGCACUAUUACAUGCAAGGAAUGUGGCUGGAGUUGCAAGAAUUGUUCAGAUCAAACAAAUCUGCAUCUUCAUGUGGAGAUUGAAAAUCUGAAGCAGCGCAUUUUGGAACGUGAACACCACAUUGUUAACAUGGAAACAAAUUUUCUUACUGAAGCAGAAAAAUUUCCCAAUGGUGAAUUUGCAGCACUCGCUGAAGAAUUAUUAACUUGGCAAGAAAAAUAUUCAAGGCUGUAUGAGUCCCAUAAACGUGUACAAAAAGUUAAUCAGAAUCUGGAGGAUAAGCUCUUGAAAAUUGUGGAUAAGUGUGAAACAGAGAAGAAUUCACUAACAAGAGAUGUGACAAGCUUGACUCAAAAACUAGUUGAGGCCAAAGGAAAGAUUUGUCAUCUUCAAGAUGAGAAUGAACGGUACAGAAAUGAUGUGAAUCUUGCUAUACAGCUCUUACAGUGCAAGCCUGCUAACUUUGUUUCUCAUAAAUUUGAUAUGUUGCCAGCAGAUUUGCAACAGAAAGUGAGAACAUACGUGAGCAGUAAGCGAAGACCAUCUGAUGGGAAUAGUGGAACCACCGCUGUCAACAAAUCAGAACCAAAAAUUAUCAAAGUACCCAUUCCAACAUUUCCACCUACUGCAAUGGUGUAUUCCAUUAAUAAAGUUUCAGCAGAUAAAGAUGAGGACUGUCAUGAAAAGUCUUCCAGCUCAAAACCUCCUGUUGACAUAGUAUCAGCUGCUAUCAUGGCCAAAGUUUUGGAGGAACGAGAACGUGAACGUCUUAAUAUAAAGCACUGUGACAGCUGCACUUGUCCACGACAGGGUCUUGUUGAUUGCGCUACACAAGCAACUCCAAUAAUGGACCAUGCAAUUCUGUGUGUACGCUGUGCAACCAAUGUAAGGUGUGAUGGUGUUACAGAUACUUCAAAUAGGGCUAGUCAGGGUCUUGUUCGAUAUGUUGAUGUUGUUGCAACAAGAAACGGUGAUGUUGCUAGUAGGAGUAUCACAAGUGGAAGCAACCAGAAAAGUGACACUUUAUUUCUGUUGGGAACAACCUCGAAUAAUCAAGUCCCUUUUACGAAUACUUCAGAUAAUUCUGUCAGAGUUCCAAAACAAGUAAUUGGUGAUGAAAAUUAUUGCAAUAAAGACAGUGACAACAAAAUGCCCUUGUCUUCCAGAAAAAAUGAAGGAUGUAAUACCAAAAAUAAAAGUUCUAGUAAAAAUUGUGAAAGUUGUAAACAGAAUGGUAGUACCUGCCCAAAGGGUAGUAUUAACAAGGAAACCACAUUAUUCUCAAAAAAUGGUAAAAGUUUUGUUAAAAGUAUUGAAGUUUCCAAAUCUAAGAAUGACGUUUCAAAACAAGUAUCUGAGGGUACAGAUACUGACUGUUCUCAGUUGCUGCCUCUAGAUGGUUCUGAACUUCUGAGUAACAGAGGUGAUAGGGAAGCCUUAUAUGGUAAUGAUACCUGUCAACCGAAUAGAGUCGCAAAGUUCCAUAUCAGAGGGAGUGAAACAUAUGCUAUGAAGAUGAAGAGUCAAGAAGGAAGAACAUACUUGAGUGAUGUGGCAAAUGUUGAGAAUAAGACUGUUUCAGAUGUAACAUGGGCUAAGAGUUCUUCAGAUAAGCCAACAGUAGGAGUAUCCAUGCUGUACACUAAUCGCCAUAUCGGUGGAGGAGGUGGGGAUAUUUCAUCAGCAGUGCUUGUUCAUAUUCCCAGGUCACGUUCUGACUCUGCCUCUAGUACUGAUGAAGUCCAACAGAGAGAUGGAAAAUUGACUUCAUGGGUGCACAGCCCAACAGAAACUGAGUUGUGA